Messenger RNA from Aspergillus tubingensis, 750 nucleotides. Its product is annotated as type 1 glutamine amidotransferase. NCBI's taxonomy places the organism in Eukaryota, Fungi, Ascomycota, Eurotiomycetes, Eurotiales, Aspergillaceae. Gene Ontology annotation, cellular component: cytosol; nucleus. The transcript is spliced from 3 exons. Bases 1 to 750 code for a protein of 249 amino acids. The record is from RefSeq and is a predicted model, not a curated record.
AUGCCCCCGCUUCGUAUCGCCAUCCUUGAAUGCGACACCCCAGUCGAGAAAGUAAACAACAAAUAUGGAGGCUACCGCGGUGUAUUCUCCCUCUUGCUCCGCGAAAGCGCUGCAGCACUAGGUCAGCCCGAUAAGCUAGACCCAGAAACCGGCCUCGAGAUUAGCGGCUGGGACGUGGUGACGGCGCAAGAAUACCCCAACCUGGAGGACGUAGAUGCAGUUGUUUUGUCCGGGUCCAAACAUGAUUCUUUCGAGAACCACCCAUGGAUCCUGAAGCUGGUUGAAUUCACCAAGAAAGCUUUCGAAGACAAGCGCGUUAAGAUAUUCGCCAUCUGCUUCGGCCAUCAGAUCCUGGCACGUGCUCUUGGCGCCAGGGUUGGUCGCAACACUGCAGGAUGGGAAAUUGCAGUGUGUGAGGUGGACUUGACGGAGACUGGAAAGGAGUUGUUCGGGAGGGAUAAGCUUCGCAUUCAUCAAAUGCACCAAGACAUUGCAUACGGAUACCCGUCCGAGGUAGUGUCCCUGGGCGCCUCCCCGAGAUGUGCAGUGCAGGGCAUGUAUGUCCCGGGGAAGUUGAUUGCUCUCCAGGGCCAUCCCGAGUUCAGAGAGGAUAUCAUCUCCGAGAUCAUUAAUAUGCGGACUGCGUCUGGUCUCUUCUCGAAAGAACAAUCAGAAGAUGCCUUGAGUCGCGCAGGUCUCCCACACGACGGCAUCGCGAUUACCAUGGCCUUCCUGAAGUUUUUGAUCUGA